Molecule: messenger RNA, 3276 nt
Organism: Pristis pectinata (smalltooth sawfish)
Lineage: Eukaryota; Metazoa; Chordata; Chondrichthyes; Rhinopristiformes; Pristidae
Gene: klhl12
Product: kelch-like family member 12
Exons: 13
Coding region: 378-2072 (564 amino acids)
Molecular function (GO): protein binding
Source: RefSeq, a predicted model, not a curated record
GAAACGGUGGUGAGCCGCAGGCCGAGCCCCCGCUCCGUGGGAGGAAGCGGUGAAGGGGCUGAUGGGCCAAGCGCGGAGUCUGCUAGGAGCGACUUUCCAGCGACGUGCCAGGCCCCGGAGCCCGGGGUAAACACGGUCCAACGGCGGCAGGUGGUAUGACUGGAUAUGGCUGAAAGCAACUAAAAUGGCUGUCAUCCCGUGAAGUUAGUCUUGCUCAGUUCUGGGAUAGCAGAAGGGAAGUGAUUGGACGGAGGUGGCAGCUGGUAGACCGGAGCUCUGCCAUGGCGUAUCAGAUGCUCUAGUAAUCCUAAUUCUGGAAGUGAAUCUGUAGGCUACUAAAUUUCUCUUUCCUGGAAUUACAAGUGGAAAGGUUCAACAUGGCUCCUCGGGACAUAAUGACCAACUCACAUGCCAAGUCCAUUCUUAACACAAUGAACUCCUUGAGGAAGAGUAACACCUUGUGCGAUGUCACACUGCGAGUUGACAGCAAGGACUUUCCUGCGCAUCGUAUCGUGCUGGCAGCGUGCAGUGAUUACUUCUGCGCGAUGUUCACUAGUGAGCUUUCAGAGAAGAGUAAACCUGACGUUGAUAUCCAGGGUCUGACAGCCUCCACCAUGGAGAUUCUCCUGGACUUUGUGUACACAGAAACAGUUCAUGUCACUGUGGAGAACGUUCAGGAACUACUUCCCGCAGCCUGCCUCCUCCAGCUGAAAGGUGUGAAGCAGGCUUGCUGUGAAUUUUUGGAGAGUCAGUUGGACCCAUCCAACUGCUUGGGAAUCCAAGAGUUUGCUGAAACUCACAGCUGUGUGGAUCUGAUGCAAGCGGCAGAAGUGUUCAGCCAGAAGAACUUUCCAGAAGUAGUCCAACAUGAGGAAUUCAUGCUGCUAAAUAAGGAAGAAGUGGAAAAACUCAUCAGGUGUGAUGAGAUUCAGGUGGAUUCAGAAGAACCUGUGUUUGAAGCAGUAUUAAAUUGGGUAAAACACUCUAAGAAGGAACGAGAAGACUUCCUACCAGAUCUACUGCAAUAUGUACGGAUGCCACUGCUCACGCCAAGAUAUAUCACAGACAUUAUUGAUGCCGAGCCUCUGAUUCGAUGCAGCCUUCAAUGUCGUGAUCUGGUGGACGAAGCCAAGAAGUUUCACUUGAGGCCAGAAAUUCGAACACAAAUGCAAAGCCCCAGAACCAGGCCAAGACUGGGAGCCAAUGAAGUAUUAUUAGUGAUUGGAGGGUUUGGAAGCCAGCAAUCUCCUAUUGAUGUGGUGGAGAAGUACAAUCCCAAGUCCCAAGAGUGGAGUUUCCUGUCUAGCAUCACCCGGAAACGAAGGUAUGUGGCCACGGUGUCACUGAAUGAUCGUAUAUAUGUGAUUGGUGGAUAUGACGGUCGAUCUCGACUGAGCUCAGUAGAAUGCCUGGACUACACAUCUGAUGAGGAUGGUGUCUGGUACUCAGUUGCCCCAAUGAAUGUGCGCCGAGGCCUCGCGGGAGCCACAACGCUUGGAGAUAUGAUCUAUGUGGCAGGUGGCUUUGACGGGAGCAGGCGACACACUAGUAUGGAGAGGUAUGACCCAAACAUCGAUCAGUGGAGCAUGCUGGGGGACAUGCAGACGGCAAGAGAAGGGGCUGGUCUUGUUGUGGCUAAUGGAGUCAUCUACUGUCUUGGAGGCUAUGAUGGGAUUAACAUCUUGAGCUCUGUGGAGAGAUAUGACCCACACACAGGACACUGGACACAUGUCACACCAAUGGCCACCAAACGCUCAGGAGCUGGGGUGGCUCUGCUGAACGACCAUAUUUACGUGGUUGGUGGCUUCGACGGAACAGCCCAUCUUGCAUCGGUGGAAGCGUACAACAUUCGCACAGACUCAUGGGUGAUGAUAACUAAUAUGACAACACCUCGAUGCUACGUGGGAGCAGCAGUACUUCGUGGGAGGUUAUAUGCAAUUGCUGGGUAUGAUGGAAAUUCUUUGCUGAGCAGUAUCGAGUACUACGACCCUGUUAUUGACAGCUGGGAUAUAGUAACUUCAAUGGGAACUCAACGCUGUGAUGCUGGUGUGUGCGUGCUGCGGGAGAAGUGAAGAACCAAGCAAGAAUGAGAGGAGCCAAGAAGUUCUGAGUGUCAGCAAUGCUUCAUCUUUGCCCUCAGUUGUGCCGUUUGUCUCUAAGUGCAAUAUUUGGACUUAAAUGUAAAUCCUUCCGUAAAUAAGCAGUAGUUUGCACAGAAAAGUAGUUCUGCAGCCCAGAAUCUAGAUUAAAUGUAAGAAUUGGAAACCUUUGACAUAGAUUGAUGUGGGAAUAUUUUGUUCAAAUCACUGAUCAGUCACCACUAAAGAAAGGGUGCAGAGUAUCGAGGGCAGGAAAGACCCGUGUUUACUGCUUGUACAAAUGUGAAGUGUAAUGUCUACAUGGUAUCUUAUCACUGCCAGUGAUCAACAUUUAUAGUUGUAAUCAGGUCAAAUUUUCAACCUUAAUGAGAGGACUACCACAGAAACAUUAUUUUUAUUCGAUGGUAGUGUGCAUGUUUCCAACACUGCAGCAGCAUCUUAUUUAUAUAAAGUGACUUUUCACAGUCCUGUGCACUAAUGGAGCAAAUAAUACACCCUCUCCAGUGGCUGUCCUUUCUUACAAUUGUUUUAACAGUAAUUUGUACCUGUAAGGAGAAAAAUAGAUUUGAAGAAAUUUAACAGUGCAUAAUCUUUGUGCUUUUGUAAAGAUGUUGAGAAUUAUGUAGAAAACGAUGUAGAUUUUCAUUUACCUGUGAAACACCUUGGCUGCAUACAAGGCACCAACAUAAUUUCCUCAUCGGUGUCAGCUCCCUUCACAGGAGGGAGCCACUCUUUUGGAAUCCCUCCACAUUUCUCCUUUGUCACCUUUUUGCACUCAGUUGUAUCUGCACCCACAAGGACAUUGUGGAGCAUUUAUCCUGCCUGGUUCAGCCAUCGUUGUCCAACAACUUAAGCCACAACAGAAAGGUGGUGCAAUCUCAGAAAAGUUGGGAAGAGCUACCUAACCAUCUGUGAUGUUACAAGAUAUGAUGUAAAAACAUCUGCCCAGCAGUAAUCAUGUAGCAGUCUUAAAUUAUAUUCUAAACAGGCCUAUGCCAGCACUACCUCCUUUCCUUCCAUUCCUAUUAAAAUCUUUUCACAUUCCCACCUUAUGCUUAUCUAGCUUUCCCUUAAAUGCUUCUAUUUACCCCAACUAUUCCUUGAAGGACCAUAUUCUAUAAUCCAUCAACAAGACUGAAUUGAGGAUAAAGAAAGAACCCACCACUAUGGUGGGGGG